Molecule: messenger RNA, 932 nt
Organism: Saccostrea echinata
Lineage: Eukaryota; Metazoa; Mollusca; Bivalvia; Ostreida; Ostreidae
Exons: 3
Coding region: 23-787 (254 amino acids)
Biological process (GO): BMP signaling pathway; SMAD protein signal transduction
Cellular component (GO): extracellular region
Molecular function (GO): cytokine activity; growth factor activity
Source: RefSeq, a predicted model, not a curated record
UGUGCUACAGCUUUUUCUUCAGAUGGAAGAAAAACAAGAUGAUCUGCGUAUGUAUUCAGACCGCGAUCCAAAGGUGCAGUUCUAUGAUCCGGAGUCUCAAACCUCUGAUGGUCUCAUUGAAUUUGAUUUAUCGAGAGCACCAAUUGACGGAAACGUGACCAAAAUAGAGCUCGCCUUCACGGGACACACUCAUCGGCUGUUCUCUAUCCAAAUUACAUCGCCAUAUCGUCCAGGGAUCAGGGUAAAUUCCUUUCAUACAGGACAAGGACACGUGGCUGACGUCACAAAUCUGGCUAUAGAUCAGGUGUUAAAUACAACAUUAGAACUGUAUGUCUCCAUCAGUGAAUCAACUCACCAGAUAAGACAUCUUAAUCCGAUUUUGGCGAUUUUUCUGGACAUAAAUGUCUCUUUAUUGCACAGAGAUCGGCGGAAGCGAUUUGUGCCUAGUAAUAGAAAUUCUACAAUAAAUAUGGAAACAGCUGAAACGCUAAAUUACUGUCGUUUGAAGGAGUGGACAGUAGACUUUAGGGAUUUGGGAUGGUACGGAAAAUUUAUUCAGCAUCCUAUAACAUACCGAGCGAACAUCUGUGCUGGAUAUUGCCCGGUGGCUCCAAUGGAUCCGUAUUUCAACGCCACAAACCAUGUACUCGUAAAGUAUCUCCUGGAGAAGAGACUGUGUUGUUCCCCAAUAGAAUACAUGUCACAGACUUUAAUAUUCGUGAACAACAACAUGACGGCCAUGCAGACGGUUAGAGGGAUGUCGGUGUCACGUUGUGGCUGUCGUUGAACAUCAUUCAAUUGUCCGAGUCAAGCAUGUAAUAUAUGUACGUAUACAUGUAUUUUUCCACGUGACUCGUUAAUUUGAAAUGAGUAUGUCUUUAUGUUGUAAAGAUCUGCUCAUAGUCAGGGCCCAUAACUCCAAAGAAACCCGC